Dermatophagoides farinae (American house dust mite) is the source of this 1618-nucleotide messenger RNA. RefSeq names its product RuvB-like helicase 2 rept (gene rept). NCBI's taxonomy places the organism in Eukaryota, Metazoa, Arthropoda, Arachnida, Sarcoptiformes, Pyroglyphidae. The record is from RefSeq and is a predicted model, not a curated record. Gene Ontology annotation, molecular function: ATP hydrolysis activity; ATP-dependent activity, acting on DNA; ATP binding.
AAGCACAUGUUUUUUUUUCUUUUCUGUUGUUUGUGUCAAGCUAUUAAAUUAAACGAUUCAAAGUUGAUUAUUUUUUGUUUUAUUUGCAACAAAUUCUCUAAAAAUCAUGGAUGUAGAUCAAAUUGUUGGUGAGCAACAAGUUAUCCAGAAAUUGGAACGAACUGGUGCUCAUUCACAUAUUCGUGGAUUAGGUUUGGAUGAUAAACUUGAACCAAUUCAAAAGUCUGAAGGAAUGGUCGGACAAAAUGCUGCACGUAAAGCUGCUGGUAUUGUUGUUAAAAUGAUCAAAGAAGGACGAAUAUCUGGACGUGCCAUUUUGAUUGCUGGACAACCGGGUACGGGAAAAACAGCUAUUGCAAUGGGCAUAGCUAAAUCAUUAUCACAAGAAACACCAUUUGUUUCAAUGUCAGCAUCUGAAUUGUUUUCAUUGGAUAUAUCCAAAUCUGAAUCAUUAAUGCAAGCAUUCCGUAAAGCUAUUUCUAUAAGUAUUAAAGAAGAAAGUGAUUUUCUUGAAGGUGAAGUUGUCGAAAUUCAAAUCGAUCGUUCAGCUGAUCAAUUGACACGUGUUGGAAAAUUGACAUUGAAAUCAACCGAUAUGGAAACUGUUUAUGAUUUGGGCCAAAAAAUGAUUGAUAAUUUAAUUAAGGAAAAAGUAACGGCUGGUGAUAUAAUCACCAUUAAUAAAUCGAAUGGUGUUGUGACUAAAAUGGGAAGAAAUUUCACUCGUAGCCAAGAUUAUGAUGCUAUUGGACCGAACACUAAAUUCAUUCAUUGUCCUGAAGGUGAAAUUCAGAAACGUAAAAUUGUUCGACAUUUUCUUAAUCUUCAUGAGAUUGAUGUUAUUAAUUCACGACAACAAGGAUUUAUGGCCCUAUUUUCGGGUGAUACUGGAGAAAUUAAAUCCGAAGAUCGUAUGAAAGUUAAUGCAAAAAUUUCUGAAUGGAAAGAUGAAGGAAAAGCUGAACUACAUCCAGGUGUAUUGUUCAUCGAUGAAGCACAUAUGUUGGAUGCUGAAUGUUUUUCAUUUCUAAAUCGAGCAUUAGAAUCAGAAUUUGCACCAAUAGUUAUAUUUGCCACUAAUCGUGGUAUAACAAAAAUACGUGGUACAACAUUCAAAUCACCACAUGGAUUUCCACCAGAUUUUCUUGAUCGUUUAAUCAUUAUUCGUACAAUACCGUAUUCAAAUGAAGAUAUUUCACAAAUAUUAAAGAUUCGUGCCGAAGAAGAACAGGUUAAUAUUCAUGAUGAUGCACAUCUUAUUCUUACAAAAAUGGCCACUGAAUCUAGUUUAAGAUAUUCUCUUCAAUUAAUAAUUACAUCGGAUAUUUUGGCUAAAAAACGAAAAUCCAAUCAGGUUGAAGUACAAGAUGUAAAAGAAGCAUAUGGACUUUUUAUGGAUUCAAAACGUUCCAAAGCAUUCAUUGAACAAUAUGAAAAAGAAUUUAAUUUUCUAUUGGAUGUAUCGACAACAACAAAUGGUGGUGGUGGACAAAAUAGUCAACAAACAUUGAUGGAAGGUAGUGAAAGCUCGAUGGAAAUUUAGAAUUCGCUCUGCCGCCCCCCCCCCAGCCAAAAAUAAUCAUCAUCAUCAUCAUCAUCAUCGUAUUUGGAAAUUUAA